ACGCACCAGCUCCCACCGCCCAGCAUGUCCAGCCGCAGCAAGUCUCCCCCCAACUCUGGAGAAGUUGCAGGCUCUAACUCCAUGGCAUGGGUGAAGAUGUUUAAAAAGCCUGGGGGAGGCCUGAAGAAAUCCUACCAGCCUGGAAGCAUGCUGUCUCUGGCGCUCACCAAAGGCCUGCUGAAUGAGCCCGGGCAAAACAGCUGCUUCCUAAACAGCGCCGUUCAGGUGCUUUGGCAGCUCGACAUUUUCAGGAGGAGUUUGAGGCAGCUCUCAGGUCACUUCUGUCUCGGUGAUUCCUGCAUUUUCUGCGCUUUGAAGAGCAUAUUCAGCCAGUUUCAGCAGAGCAGAGAACGCGUGCUGCCCUCCGACAGCCUGAGAAACGCCCUCGCUGAAACGUUCAAGGACGAGCAACGCUUCCAGCUCGGCCUCAUGGACGAUGCCGCUGAGUGCUUUGAGAACAUCCUGGAGCGGAUUCAUUUACACAUCGUGUCGGACGCGGUGACCGACGCGUGUUCAUCCAAAUCCUGCAUCACCCAUCAGAAGUUUGCAAUGAUGCUUUACGAGCAGUUUGUGUGUCGCUGCUGUGGAGCCUCUUCAGACCCGCAUCCAUUCACAGAAUUCGUACAUUAUGUCUCAACCACUGCUUUAUGCCAACAGGUCGAUCGCAUGCUGGGGAAGAGCGAGCGGCUCAGGUCGGACAUGUUUGGUGAACUGCUGCAGGCGGCAAACAACACAGGUGACCUCCGGAGCUGCCCGAGCGACUGUGGUCAAAGUAUCAAGAUCCGCCGUGUGCUCAUGAACUGCCCGGAGAUCGUCACCAUCGGGUUCGUUUGGGAUGCCGAGCAGUCGGACCUCACGGAUGAUGUCAUCCGCUCGCUCGGCCCGCGUCUGAACCUGUGUGGGCUUUUCAACCGUGUCACUGAUGAAAACGCCAAACGGAGCGAGCUGCAUCUGGUGGGGAUGAUCUGCUUUUCGAGUAAACAUUACUCGGCAUUUGCCUAUCACACCAAAUCUUCAAAGUGGAUGUUUUUCGAUGAUGCUACUGUAAAGGAGAUUGGAUCCAAAUGGAAAGACGUUGCCUCUAAAUGUCUCAGGGGACAUUUUCAGCCACUUCUUUUAUUUUACACCAAUCCUGAAGGAUCUCCGGUGUCUAACGAAGACGCACCGCGACAAACCACCAUGUGUCCUCGGUACAAAGCCCAAGUAAAUGGAGACGCGACAGUGAAACAUCCGCUUGGCAGUCCUAACAAGUUCCAGGAGCCUUUAAUGGAGAAUUUGCAGAGGCCAAGUGAAACAUCAAAAAAGGAUCGAGGGCAUCGGAAAACGGACUCAUCACAACACAAAGAGAUGGCACAUGCAAGAUCUUCAUCUCCAGAGAAUGGACUGAGGCCUGCUGGGGACCAAAAAUUAAAACCAUAUCCCCGCACUGAGAGGACAUCAAACCAUUCCAGCAGGGGAUCUCAGGAGCCACGUGGACAGUCCUUUGGCACACAGGGUGGUGGGCACAGCCGGAGGAACAACACGUCCCCGAGUCGCUACGAUCAGGAGGGCUGCCAGGAGCAAUGGGAAAGAGGCGGAGGAGAAGGAAGCCGCAAUAAACCCAAGUCCACUUGGAGACCCAUUCGGGAGGUGUUAAAUGUUGACACCGUCCUGAACGAACUGGAGCAGCGGCGUCAACAGCAACACGACAGCCCGCGACACAGUAAGCCGUCAUUCCAGGAACGAGUGCACGCCGAACAAAGCCGGGACCGCGAGCGGGAAUAUGUACGAACCAGAGAAGAUCGCAAGCAGAAGUGUUUAAUGACGAUUUACGAGGACGAACAGCGACACGAGACCGAGAGCCACAGUUCCGUAGAGUCCGAGAGCAGGGCCAACCAACAGAGGGGCAGCAGACUGAAGGGUGGCCCCAAGACACUGCUGCGCAGUGAUACCUGGACCAUUCAGAGGACCGAGUCCGGCUACGAGAGCAGCGACAGACUCAGCAGCGGCUCCACCAAUCCCGACUCACCUGGCGUCGAUGGCUUCGCUGCUAAAGACCAGAGAUCGACACCGGAGGCACAGCUGCAAAGUCAGCUGCACCAAAAAGGAGGCGAUGCCAAAUCAAGUCUCACAUCCUCACCUUCACACAAUGGUAAACAUCAACCCAAACCUCAGGGAAAGAACCAUGACCAAGUUUCACAUUCACAUCUAAAGUGCAGUCCAAGUUCGAGACGGAAAUCAAAGUACACCUCAUCUAGUAGCUCCAGAAAAGCAUUGUCUUCAGAGAGGGACUCCACUGGUUCAGAUAGCAGGCAGGGUGAGCAGCAGGAGCUCACAAACUGUAGAGGGCCCACUGGAGAAAGUACAGCCCUGAGGCACAUCACGAAAACCAGCAGCUCAGAGUGGAACAGCUCCGACGAUCUCGCUCUGUCCGAGCCCGAAGAACGAGAUAACGCGUACGAGGCCGUCGCCUCGGAAUCCCAGUGUCCUCGCGUAUCUCCCAGCAGCGCGACCGCGGAGCCUCUCCAACAGAACAAUCAGCGUCAGCUCGCCACGGCUGGGUCGCCCCACCUUCGGCCCGCCCAGCGGAUCCCCCCGCACCAGGGCGAAACGAGCCACGCUGCGUUUCGUCCGAGGAUGCUUCAAGAACCCUUCCCGCCGAGUCCUCGUCUCUCGUCCGCGUCCUACGUCAGUCCUCACAGGAAGCCCGACAUUUCAGGCCUCAGAACCUUCUCAGACGCCAGCUCCAAGUCGGGCUCUGACCCCGAGAGAAGUACCCCGUCGUCGUGCGACAGCGAGGAAAGACUGACUGGAUGCAGAGCGGAACAGGCCGCUCAAGAGGUUUCUCUGACAACGUACUUCAACGUGGAUAACUGCAUGACGGAAACAUACCGUCUCAAGUACCACAACCAGAGGCCUCUCGUCCUCUCCGCCACGCUGCCGCGGACAGUGGCUGUGACUGAGCGCAGAGACACGGGACACACACCCCCCACUGACACACACUCACAAGAUGUGCCAAAAGCCAGAGCUGAAACAAGCCAUAAUAGCAAUAAACCCACUGCAAAAUGGAACCCAGUGACAGCCAAAGGACUGGAUGAACGAGGUUUUUUAUGAGUGCUUCUUGGUAAGGUUUGUUUACAUGAUGGACGGUGGUCAGUAGAGUACUAACUGGAUGCCAAAGAGUUUACAGAAUGGAAAUGUGUUCUGAAGCCUGAUAUCUCCAAACUGAGUGGAAUAUAUUUAUGCAAGCUUGUCACAUAACUAAACCUGUUUCUAGAUGCCGUUGCGUAUUGUUUGACGGAUUAACAGCUAUCACAUAUCCUGCACCGUCUUCCAUUGUCCCGCAGAGAGAUCUGGUGUUAACCAAAAUUUUCAG
Molecule: messenger RNA, 3355 nt
Organism: Chelmon rostratus (copperband butterflyfish)
Lineage: Eukaryota; Metazoa; Chordata; Actinopteri; Chaetodontiformes; Chaetodontidae
Gene: usp53b
Product: ubiquitin specific peptidase 53b
Exons: 16
Coding region: 25-3093 (1022 amino acids)
Biological process (GO): sensory perception of sound; response to auditory stimulus; protein deubiquitination
Cellular component (GO): cell-cell junction
Molecular function (GO): cysteine-type deubiquitinase activity
Source: RefSeq, a predicted model, not a curated record